AAAAGUUCGAUCUGAAUAUAUGAUUCCUGUAGUAGUGUCUAGUUCAAUAAUGUUGUGAUAAUGCUGGUGUUUAAUGGGAGAUAACAUUGAUUGGAAUAGAUUCUCAAGUUGAUUUCUCUCUAUUUUAUAAAGUAAUUGGGUUUAAAUCUACAACACUAAUCCUCCUCUUAAAUUAUAGAAAUUGCAGAGGCAAUAUUUAGAGGGACCAUGUCACGCCCCAGAACCCAAAUCUGGAGACGCGACAGACGCCGUGCACUCGUGAGACGGGUCCCACGAAUGCACAAAGCUCGAAACUUAUCCAAUUCACAAUCUGAUACAACCAAAUCUCAAGAUAAAAUUUUUACAAUCUGCUCUGACAUCAUAAAAUCUUCAAAUACACUCUAGUUUACAAGAUCAUAAUCUGUAUCUAAAAUCUAUAUCAAAUUCCAGGUGACUAGCCUUCUAUCUCGUCACUCCCCUCGAUUUCCCCCGUCCUUGGUUUCGCUUCCUGAAAUGGUGGACAAGAAAAACUAUGAGAUAAACUCAGUAAGUAAAUAUGGAUAGCCCUUGGGUAAAACUUUGAAGCAUGCCAGAUAAACCAUGUAAGCGUAACAGACUUUUAAUUAUAAACCAUUAAUGCGGAAAUCAGAUUCAGUUCAAUAACAAAACGUUUCAUGACAAACCGUUACAUGCAGAAGAAAACUCAGUUCAAUAG
Messenger RNA from Rubroshorea leprosula, 694 nucleotides. Lineage: Eukaryota; Viridiplantae; Streptophyta; Magnoliopsida; Malvales; Dipterocarpaceae. The record is from the annotation of a GenBank genome assembly.